AUGGAGCGCACCUUUGCCCAGCAGGAUGACUUGCGCACGCAGGAUCAGCUGCUCGAUCAGCUGCACGCCUCCGUGAUGAACACGCGACACUACGCCAUUCAGAUCGGGAACGACCUCGGCGAACAGGACGACAUGCUGGACCGUCUGCACGGCAAUGUGACCCGCACAGCAGAUGAGAGCCGGCGGCAGAACCAGAACGUCGUCCAACUGCUCAGGGAGAGCGAGAAUCGUGGGUUCUACUCCGUCGUGGUGCUCCUAGUCGUCAUCAUCAUACUACUGCUGGCCAUUUGA
Molecule: messenger RNA, 291 nt
Organism: Leishmania mexicana MHOM/GT/2001/U1103
Lineage: Eukaryota; Euglenozoa; Kinetoplastea; Trypanosomatida; Trypanosomatidae
Exons: 1
Coding region: 1-291 (96 amino acids)
Source: RefSeq, a predicted model, not a curated record